Messenger RNA from Candidula unifasciata, 231 nucleotides. The record is from the annotation of a GenBank genome assembly. NCBI's taxonomy places the organism in Eukaryota, Metazoa, Mollusca, Gastropoda, Stylommatophora, Geomitridae.
AUGCCGUGGAAAAGUGGCAACUUCACAAUAUGGUCGCUCGUUUGGCUUUUGAUACUGCUGUUCCUUGGCUGGCCAAUCGCUUGUAUACUCGCCUGGCUCUACAUCUUGCUGAUGCCAUUUGCCGUCUGCAUAUCAGCUCUCAAAGAUAUUAUGGACUUUUUAGAAAAGUGCAUCAAAUUACCAAAAACCUGCGCCGAGGGAAUCAUGAAUGGAAAAUCCCCGUUUGAUUAG